Molecule: messenger RNA, 586 nt
Organism: Zingiber officinale
Lineage: Eukaryota; Viridiplantae; Streptophyta; Magnoliopsida; Zingiberales; Zingiberaceae
Product: serine/threonine-protein kinase Aurora-1-like
Exons: 4
Coding region: 1-498 (165 amino acids)
Biological process (GO): regulation of cytokinesis; mitotic spindle organization; protein phosphorylation
Cellular component (GO): spindle midzone; spindle pole centrosome; spindle microtubule
Molecular function (GO): protein kinase activity; ATP binding
Source: RefSeq, a predicted model, not a curated record
AUGCCGAAGCGUGCUCCGUUCGACCUAUUCGACACCAGAAAGAAGAUGAACAACAUCAAGCUUUACUCUCCUUUGAAAGCUUCAGAAGUGGAGAAACGAUGGACGCUGAAUGAUUUUGAUAUCGGGAAGCCCCUUGGAAGAGGAAAGUUCGGCCAUGUCUACCUGGCCAGGGAAAAGAAGAGUAACCAUAUCGUGGCAUUGAAAGUGCUUUUCAAGAGCCAGCUCAAACAAUCUCAAGUUGAGCAUCAACUGCGACGUGAAGUUGAGAUACAAAGCCACCUCCGGCAUCUAAACAUAUUACGCCUAUAUGGUUACUUCUAUGAUCAGACUCGAGUUUACAUGAUACUGGAAUAUGCAGCUAACGGUGAACUCUACAAGGAACUACAGAAGUCCAAAUGCUUCAGUGAGAGGCGAACUGCUACAGUGAGUUCUUUGCAAACACACACUAACGGUUAUCAGUGUAUGAGCUUUUAUCUAUUAUUGCCAAUGAAGGACUAACACUCUAAUAAUGUACCCAUAGAAUUUGCAGUUCCUUUCUCACUGUAUGUACAAGUGUUGUGCAUUUGCAAAUUUAUUGAGGCUAGUG